GGCAGCGGGCCGGCCUUAACUACAUCUCUCUAGGUGGAGGCGGGAGCCAGCCACUUGCGGAGGUUGGCUCGGAGCUGCGAGCACCCCUCUCCUGUCCUCUCCCGCCCCGUCGUCCUCUUCCCGUCCUGUCUACUCCUCUCAGUCCUCACUCGCCUUGCUGCCGCCUCUGCCCACCCGCCAGUCCCUCGCAGAUCCGCGUUCCCGGUCGCAGAGCCGUGCCUUCGUCGCCGCCGCUGCCGUCGCCUCCGCUGCUGCCAAAGGCGGAAGAUUCAUCAUGGUGAAAAUCUCCUUCAAUACGCCCUUCGUGCAGAAGCCGGGCCCCAAGAAGGACGUCGAGGCCCUGGUGGCCGAGAGGGAGCUAGAAAUUCUGACACAUGACAGUUCAUCCGGAAGAUGCUUGCUGACCCUCUUGGGUCUUGCAUUCAUUUUAACAGGAGUUAUUGUUGGUGGAGCUUGCAUUUAUAAAUACUUCAUGCCAAGGCACAGAGUAUUCCGUGGAGAAAUGUGCUACUUUGAAAAUGAUGAUAAUGGCAUGGAUGGUGAAACAGAGCCCUAUUUCCUCCCUGUUUCUGAAGAAGCUGACAUCCGGGAAGAUGAAAACAUAGCGAUCAUUGAUGUACCUGUUCCCAAAUUCUCUGAUAGUGACCCCGCUGCUAUUGUUCAUGACUUUGAUAGACUUCUGACUGCUUACCUAGACCUGCAGCUGGGCAACUGCUAUGUAAUCCCUCUCAAUACUUCCAUUGUUAUGCCUCCAAGAAAUCUUAUGGACCUCUUUGCCAAACUCUCGACUGGAUCUUACCUCCCUCAGACUUACUUGGUUCGUGAAGAGUUGGUAGCUGCUGAAGAAAUAGAGGACGUUUCUGAUCUGGGCAUCUUUAUUUACCAGAUUUGUGGAGGGAAGAAGACCUUCAGACUGCAACGCCGGGAGCCAAUAACUGGCUUCCAGAAGCGUUCUGCUGAACGUUGCCUGAAGAUUAGACAUUUUCCCAAUGAAUUUGUUGUUGAGACAAGAAUUUGUCGGCAGUAAAAGCCUCCAACCGAAAAAAAUCACAUAGUCAUAAAGUGGGGCUUUACAAUGUGACUUCAAAAUUAAAUUGUGCUGUGAUAAUCAAAAGCCUUAUUUGUUAUGCUUUUUUGUGUGUCUUGCUUAUACUUUUUUAUAGAAAAUAAAAAGACUCCCCACUUGAAGUUCUUGCUUUACUUAGUAUGAUUAGCAUCUGUAGUUGUUUGAAAUUAACAUAGAAAAUAAGCAAACUUAAUCACUGACUAAUACAAGCUUUAGCUUUUUCUAAUAACCGCAUAAAUAAAUGUUAGUUAGUAUCUUGGUAAGAAUAAACUCUAAUCUUUUUCUUAAGAAAGAAAAUCCAAGCCAGAAUAAAGUUAUGUUAUUUGGUUUGCCCAUGCUAUAUAAUUCUCAGAGUGCUUCCUCUGGCUUUUAAUACAAAUGUUAACUACAGAUAAGAUUUUGUCAGGCAUGUAAAACUACCUAAGGUUACACACCUUUAUUUGGGGGAUUCCAUCUUGUACAUUUUACUGUAUUUUGUGAUUGUCUGCAUUUGGUAACUUCCCUGAAUUCUCCACAAGUUAAAUCUUUUAUCUGUCAAGUGUUCUUCAGCUCACCGGUUAUGUUCACUUACAGAUACUUUGAAGAAGUUUUUAUCCAGUCUAUUUGCUUACAGAAUUUUUAAUAACAACUUGUUGUUAAUUCCAGGAAGGCCCAUUUUAUGAACAUGAUUGCAUUCAUAAAGUUCUAACUCUUCUGGCCUAUAUGUAAACUUUUUAGAUCAGCAGAAUUUCUUAUGAGCAAGUCGUUUUCACUGCGGUCUGUUUUUAAUAAACUGAUUCUUCUUCACUGAGAUCUGUAGCGUAAAUCCAGCAAAGAAUUGUAUGUGUGCUACACACUGUAAAGGCAUUUAUAUGGGUACAUAAAUUUGAUACCCUUACAAUAAAUGUUUCUCCAAAAGAA
Messenger RNA from Antechinus flavipes (yellow-footed antechinus), 1966 nucleotides. It is a transcript of the gene ITM2A, whose product is annotated as integral membrane protein 2A. The coding region runs from base 275 to 1027 and encodes 250 amino acids. NCBI's taxonomy places the organism in Eukaryota, Metazoa, Chordata, Mammalia, Dasyuromorphia, Dasyuridae. Gene Ontology annotation, biological process: negative regulation of amyloid precursor protein biosynthetic process. The transcript has 6 exons. Gene Ontology annotation, molecular function: amyloid-beta binding. Gene Ontology annotation, cellular component: Golgi apparatus; plasma membrane; extracellular exosome. The record is from RefSeq and is a predicted model, not a curated record.